Molecule: messenger RNA, 1414 nt
Organism: Daphnia pulex (common water flea)
Lineage: Eukaryota; Metazoa; Arthropoda; Branchiopoda; Diplostraca; Daphniidae
Product: elongation of very long chain fatty acids protein-like
Exons: 5
Coding region: 170-1174 (334 amino acids)
Biological process (GO): fatty acid elongation, monounsaturated fatty acid; fatty acid elongation, saturated fatty acid; fatty acid elongation, polyunsaturated fatty acid
Cellular component (GO): endoplasmic reticulum membrane
Molecular function (GO): fatty acid elongase activity
Source: RefSeq, a predicted model, not a curated record
CUGUUGAGCAACUCAGAAAACGGGUUCACAAUCCCUUAAUAUUGAGAUUGAAUGCCAGACAGUGGCCUAUAUAAAGAAAAGGGGUCCUGUCACCCGCGAGUCAGUUGGUUUCGCGGAUUACUAGUUUACACGCUGCUGUUUGAGGGUUGUGCGUUUUGGCAAAAGAAAAAUGUUUGCCGCCGUGAAGGAUUUCAUCGACGGUUAUAAUGAUUUGAUGAUCAACAGGCGAGAUCCUAGGGUGGACGGAUGGUUCUUAAUGAGUUCAUUUUUCCCAACCCUGAUCAUCUGCUCUUGCUACAUCUAUUUCGUCAAAUCCUUGGGACCGAGGCUAAUGCGCGAUCGGAAACCCUUCGAGCUCCGUUCCGCCAUCAUCAUUUAUAAUGUCAUUCAAGUUCUCGCCAGUAUUUACUUGGUGUACAAGGGUCUGGUUCACGCCUGGCUGUUCCGCUACAGCCUCCGCUGCCAACCGGUCGACUAUUCCGACGAUCCCGACGAGUUGAUUGUUGCCCAAAUGUGUUGGUGGUAUUACUUUUGCAAAUUCACCGAGUUUCUGGAUACGGUUUUCUUCGUCCUGCGGAAAAAGUUUGAUCAAAUCACCAACCUCCACGUCAUUCACCAUAGCAUCAUGCCGGCCGUCUGUUGGUGGGGUGUCAAGUUUGCCGCUGGUGGUCACGGUACAUUCUUUGGAAUGCUGAACUCGUUCGUUCACAUUAUCAUGUACACCUACUACUUAUUCUCCUCAAUGGGACCGAAAUAUCAGAAAUAUUUGUGGUGGAAGAAGCAUCUGACCUCGAUGCAAAUGAUUCAGUUCGUUGCAGUUUUCAUACAUUCAGCUCAGCUUUUCUUCAUCGACUGCAAUUACCCCAAGAUUCUGGCUUACGCAAUGUGUUUCAACGCUCUCAUGUUCUUGAGCCUCUUCUCAAACUUCUACAUUCAGGCUUAUAUCAAACGCCGUCGUUUGCCUACGGUAAAGAAAGAAGAUGACGCUGCCAAUGGAAAGACUAAAGUGACAAGUCAAAAGGCCGAAAAAGAAAAACGCGGUGUCGGAAAGAUGAUCACCAACAUUAUGACCAACACAUCAAACGCCUGUUAUAUCGGACAGAAUGGUCUCUAUCAAUCAGCUGAUAAAGCGAAAUCAAACGGAUCCUCUAGCGAAAAGAAGAAACACAUGUAAAAGUGCUUUAUUCGUAUGCAAUUCUUACUUUUGUAAAAGGAAAUUGCCAAGUUCUGCUCAUCUGUUUCAAACGUUUGAUUCAUAUUAUUGUUUCAAGUAAUUGAAUUAUUCGUUACUUAUUUGUUGUACAUAACGAACUUGUGGCCCCUUAUUUAGUUACCAAAAAUUAUAGGCUCUUGUUCCUAGAUGAAGAAUCUUGCUCGACAUGAAGAAAGAAAACAUACACGUGUAAAGAUUUUU